This is a messenger RNA of Cannabis sativa, 2412 nucleotides long. RefSeq lists its product as uncharacterized. Bases 1750 to 2412 code for a protein of 220 amino acids. The transcript has 2 exons. The record is from RefSeq and is a predicted model, not a curated record. Lineage: Eukaryota; Viridiplantae; Streptophyta; Magnoliopsida; Rosales; Cannabaceae.
AUGAACGGAACACUCAAACCGAACGCCUAUUUUGGUGGAAUGGGAAUCGCUCCACUUCGGUUCAAUGCGAUAUUUUGCUUGGGUUUAAGCACGAUAGAAAUUAGGUUUUAAAGUCUAUUUUCGUUCACCCAAAACAGAGAACCAACGAGAGAGAGAGAGAGCACGUAUACGGCGUAUACGGUACCGAAAAUUUUCGUUUCUUCAAGCGGAGUGAAACCUGGGUGAACGUGGGGGUUUGGGAUCACUUAUAUACGACCUAAGGAAGCUUUUUAACGUGGUAUAAGGGGCGGAAGUCGUCGUUUUGAGAUUCGCCAUUUUUGAAGCUUCAAAGGUGCGGCUUAGUUACGGACUCGAAUUCGAACGUGUUUAAGCUUGUUCUUGGGUCAAGGGAGGUUAUAUUUGAGUGCAUGGGACCCUAAGGAUUGUUUUUGACGUAAGAAAACGAAGCUUUAACGUCCAAAACGAAAAUCCAAAAUUUUGGACUCCAUUAAAGACGGUACACCGCCAACGAAGAAGACAACCCCGAUCUGCCCUCUCGGACCACUUUUCUUGAUCGUUUUGAGGUCCCGAGCAUUGUGGAGAGCUUCCCCAAUCGAAAGGACGCUUCAAGAGCCAUCUGGAGACAAAGUUACACUUUACCGGCGACGAAUCCGACGAGAACUCCGGCGACACUCCGUUCAGGGGUUUCUGGAGGUUAUUUUUCGAUUUUCUUUCAGUUCUUGACUUGUGCUAGGUGUUCUUAGGCCUACUAUGAAGUUUGAUAAUUUUCUUGCAAUUAUUUGAUUUAUUAUGAAUUAUUUGGUUUAUUUGUUAAAUUAAUUAUGAAAAAUACUUAGAUUACUCAGAAAAAUCUAAAUAUAUUUUAUAUGAUUAGUUAUGAGAUAUAAACUAUUGCAAAAUUGGUAGAUUCGAAUUUCGGUUAAUUUUGUAUUUUUCAUGAAUUAUUUGUGUUAUUUAUUAAAUUAAUUAUGAAAAAUACUUAGGGUGCUCAGAAAAAUCUAGAUUUAUUUUAUAUGAUGGACUAUGAUAUAUAAAUGGUUAUAAAAUUGGUAGAUUGAAUUUUCAGGCGAUUAUGUAUUUUUCAUGAAUUAUUGAUGUUAUUUCUUAUUUUAAUUAUGAAAAAUACCUAGGUUGCUUAGAAAAUUUAAAGAAAAUUAUUUAUGACUUAUUACAGAUUAUAAAGUGUAUUAGAAGAGUUAGAUUCGGUUUUUAAUCAAUUUUGGUAUUUUUCAUGAAUUUACUUAAUUAAUGCUUAAGUUAAUUAUGAAAAAUAGAUAAGAGUUGUUAAAAUAGUAAAAUGUAUUUUUGUGAUACCAUUUACUGCCUAGGAUAUCAAAUGGAAUAGGUUUUAUUAUUUAUUGGUUGCUGUAGGUAUUUAUUAUAAUUAUUGGUGAUUAAUUAACUAUUUAUUUAGACUUUAAUAAGAAUAAAUAGUAUUUUAGUAAAUUUUACGUAAAAAUGUGUUGUAUGAAUUCAUGUUUUACGUUAAGAAUGUUUGUUUGAGUCCAUGCAAUAUGUUUGUGUGAAUCUAAAUAAUAAAUGCUUAUGUAUGGUGUGUCAUGCAAGUAAAAUGGACCUAUGUGUUACGUAUUUUUACGUAAGUUUCUGUAUGAGUUUAGAGAUUCAUACUUGAAUGUAUUUUGAGUGUAUUGCUGUGUUAAUGAAUGUCUAGGAUCUUGUUCUCAACAAGGAAAUUCGUUGAGGUGCUCGAGGUAGCAAGUGUGGUCUUAGCAACUGAGGAGUUUAGAAAUGCCUCCUAGAAGGUCAGUUAGAGUGGGUCGAGGUCGAGGUCGAGGUCGAGGCCAAGGCCAAGGCCGAGAUGAUGGAGGGAUCAAUGAACCACCUCAAGCACCACAGGGAUGGGAAGAGCGCAUUGCCGCACUGGAAGGAAUCAUUCAUAGGCAGGACGAAGAACUUCGUCAGCUGAGACGUCAACCGGAGCCGCCAGUCCAAAUCAGGCAAGAUGCAGAAAAUAGAGACCCACCAGCUGCAGUGGUAUAUCCUGCUACAGAGGCUAGACAUGAGUUGUUAGCAGAGAGAUUUCGAAAACAACACCCACCUGAGUUUGAGGGAGGCAUAGACCCGGUAGUGGCUGAGGAGUGGAUAAGUCGCAUAGAAAGCAUUUUGCAGAUGCUAAGGGUGGAUGGGAAUGACCGAGUGAAGUGUGCAUCUUACAUGCUGAGGAAAGAUGCUCGUAUCUGGUGGGAGGUGGUGGAACAAACAAAGGAUGUAGAUACCAUGAACUGGAACGAUUUCAAAAGGGUCUUUAAUGAGAAGUAUUAUAACUCAGCAGUUCUAGCAGCAAAGGUCGAUGAAUUUACUGGGUUAGUCCAAGGGAGUCUUACUGUGACUGAGUAUGCACAAAAAUUUGAUAGAUUGGCGAAAUUUUGUCCCAGAUCUGGUACCUACUGA